UUCAUUAGCACAAGUGACAUCCCAGAGGAGCAGAAUACUUGUGUGGUCAGCAACGCGUUGAAUAAAAGGCUCAUUGAUCGAUUGUCCUUUGUUCAUUUUUAUUUUCGAGUGUGAAGAAAGCGUCGUGCACAAAAUCAGAUCGGCCAGUCAGACGCCCUACUGUUUCUCAACACCGCAACCAACAACAAAUUCAUUCAAUUUUAAUAUCGAGAAUUAUCUCUCGUGAAAGCGUAAUUUGACAGAAUGCAUAAACAUGUGCAUCUGGCUGAGAUUGGAUUGACGAAUCGUUUGAUAACUUAUUGUUGGUGAUUUAAAUUAUAGUCACUCUACAUAAAUAUUACGUAUUCAAAGUGAACUCUUUCCGAUAAUUAUUCGUGGCGAUAAGAAAGUUUGGAUUCUUUCAUUUUUGAAAAGCAAAGCGAGUUCAGUUGGCUGCAGAAUUUGUGGUAUUCUUCAUACUAAAAUCCAAGAUGUGGCUGCCAACAAAGACCGACAAAUAUUUUGGAUUCUCGGUGCUGUGCAUUACCAUUGUGAUCCAUGCAGUCCCUACAUCGCAACAGCGCAGGCAAGGAUACCAAAGUCGAAGACUGGGGGGUUUCACUGGUGGACAAGGAUCCAGCAAUUUAGACAUUUUACAUGCCCCUCAAGAGAAAAUGGCGUCUGUGUAUGGAGAACAACUCCAAAAUUUGGACACGCCGGAAUAUGAAACUCCAAAUUAUGAUUUCAAAUACCAAGUUCAUGGGGGUGGAAAUUAUUUUGGACACGAGGAGACUAGAAAGGACUCUAGAGCACAAGGACGCUACCAUGUCUUAUUACCUGACGGGCGAAUGCAAGUGGUAACAUAUUUUAGCGAUCACACGGGUUAUCAUCCAACCAUCCAUUACGAGGUAGUGGGACUGCCACCCAAAGUCAACCAAAAUCUAAAUUUGAUGCCUCAAAAUGAUGGAUACAGAUCAAAACGAAGCAGAUAUUACAAACAUAGUAAAAGAGUGCAUCUGAAACAUCCGGUGUCCUUCAAAAGUUCUGACCAAGGGUUAUUUUAACUUCUCACUGCUUAUCGUUAAUAAAAAUCAAAAUAAGCUAAGCAUA
Molecule: messenger RNA, 1089 nt
Organism: Folsomia candida
Lineage: Eukaryota; Metazoa; Arthropoda; Collembola; Entomobryomorpha; Isotomidae
Product: pro-resilin
Exons: 3
Coding region: 471-1043 (190 amino acids)
Cellular component (GO): extracellular matrix
Source: RefSeq, a predicted model, not a curated record